AUGGCAACAUUGAACUUUGUGUUGAGGAAUAGCACCGGCUCUAACACGGUCUACGCCUAUAUCACCGGCCAAGCGCUUGAUAAUAACAACGCGCUUUUCCUGUUGCAAUCUGAUGGCAGGACACCCUAUUACCCUACCUCGCCGUCGGCUACCUUGACCAGCCUGAGCUGUGAUUGUGCAAUCCCGCUAGGUGCACCUGGAAGUUCUACGAUCAUCACUGUUCCGCACCUCGCAGGCGCGCGACUGUGGUUCUCGCAAGACGCGAAAUUGACCUUCUAUCUAAAUCCCGGCCCUGCGCUGGUCGAGCCUUCAGUAUCUAACCCAACAGACUCCAACUACAAUUUGACAUGGGCAUUCUGCGAAUUCACUUGGAACAACUACCAGCUCUACGCAAACCUCAGCUAUGUGGACUUCGUGUCCAUGCCCAUCGGCAUGACGCUAACCAACAAAUCCGGAGCAAGUCAAACCGUUCAGGGCAUGCCAGCCAACGGCCUCGACCAAGUCUGUAAUGCUCUCAAGGAGCAGCAGAGCAAAGACCAUGCCGGCUGGGAUCAGCUCGUAGUCCAGCGAAAUGGCGUCAACCUUCGGGCCCUGUCUCCAAACACCGGAAGAACUCUGAACAACUCCUUGUUUAAUGGGUACUACGACGACUAUGUGAACCAAGUUUAUUCUUUCUAUGAGAGCAGCACCACCAAUCUUCUGACGGUCAACACACAAGCUGAUGCUGGUGAUGUCACCGCCAAAGUUGCUUACGAUAUAAUGUACUUCUCGAUUCCGGGUAUCUCUUACCCGAAGCCGUCUACUGCGGAUAUCUUCAGCAACAGCAGUGGCGCCUUUGCGGUCUCUGGGAAUGGAACCAAGGACGCAAUCACCGCUCGUCUGGCGGCUGCUUUCAAUCGCUCGACCCUGUUGUUGAACGGUAGUCAGCCAAACGGAGAAAAUGUCUCCAAUUACUACCAGAACCCUGUGACGAACCACUACUCACGCAUCUGUCAUGCCGUGAGCCUUGAUACCCGGGGAUACGCAUUUCCCUAUGAUGAUGUUGCGCCUAACGGUGGUCCCGACCAAUCGGGCAGUGUUUAUGAUUCCAACCCGCAGCUCUUGACCGUCACUAUUGGCGGAGGCCCCAAUCAUUCGGUCAAGCCCUCUGUCGUUGCGGAAAGUGCUGUGCCAGCCCAGCCACCCCCGUUGAACUUACACACCAAGCCUAAUGCAAGCAAGCCGGGCCGGUUCCAUGAGUUCAAAAGGCUUAUGAAUAAGUUCUCGCACCACAAGUAG
This is a messenger RNA of Penicillium paradoxum, 1278 nucleotides long. RefSeq names its product glycoside hydrolase family 64 protein. The transcript has a single exon. Bases 1 to 1278 code for a protein of 425 amino acids. Lineage: Eukaryota; Fungi; Ascomycota; Eurotiomycetes; Eurotiales; Aspergillaceae. The record is from RefSeq and is a predicted model, not a curated record.